Sinocyclocheilus anshuiensis is the source of this 1352-nucleotide messenger RNA. Its product is annotated as protein SDE2 homolog. The transcript has 7 exons. Lineage: Eukaryota; Metazoa; Chordata; Actinopteri; Cypriniformes; Cyprinidae. Bases 49 to 1248 code for a protein of 399 amino acids. The record is from RefSeq and is a predicted model, not a curated record. Gene Ontology annotation, cellular component: nucleus.
UUUUUCCCGGAAGUUUAUGAGCGCGUCUUCGAGAACAGAGAAGAAAACAUGGAGCUCUUUGUAAUUUCACCAAAUUUGAGGUUUAUUAACCCAACUGUCGCCCCAGGCUCGAGUGUCAGCGAUCUCAUCGAGCAUUUUACCGUUAAAGAGGGUGUCUCCUUCACGGAUUUCUAUGUGAAGAGUAAUGGCCGAGUAUCUCCCAGUAAUGAGUUGCUACGGUCUGGAGUUGUGUACCGUGUGGAGCCUCGGUUAUGUGGAGGCAAAGGAGGAUUUGGCUCUAUGUUGAGGGCCCUCGGUGCACAAAUCGAAAAGACCACUAAUCGUGAGGCCUGCAGAGAUCUGAGUGGAAGAAGACUGCGAGACGUCAAUCAUGAGAAGGAAAUGGCAGAAUGGCUGAAAAAGCAGGCGGAUCGAGAGGCAGAGAAGGAGCAGCGUCGCCUGGAGCAGAUUCAGAGGAAAUUGGCUGAGCCUAAACAUUAUUUCACAGACAUUAAUUAUGAACAGCAGUGCCAUGACCUCUCAGAGAGAUUGGAGGACUCUGUACUGAAAGGCAUGCAGGCUUCCUCUAGUGGUCUCGUCAAGGCGGACGAGGGGCCGAGUCGCAAGCGUCCAACACCAACAGACAGCCAAAAGAAAACAAAGAAGAAAUGUUUCUGGACUGGCCUUGGAGGACUGGAGGACGUAGGCAGCUCUGAUGAAGGAAGUGAAGACAGCGACAGCGAGGCCUCUCCAUCCACCUCUGGGGCUUCAUGUAGUUCAGAUGUUCCCAAACCAGCUGUGCCGCCUUCUGCCACCAGAGAGAGUGAGAGGACAGACCCUCAGGACCAGCCCAGCAGCACCAGCAGCUCCUCCUCCCAGAGUCCCGCACCGAGCUCCCCAACACAGGUGGAGGAGGAGGAGGAGGAGGUGCAGAAGGAGGCCAAAAAAGAGUGUACAGUUGAAACCAGCCAAAACGCCAGCACAGAAGAGGAUAAAUCACAGGUUGCGCCCACAGAAGCACCAAGCGGCCCAGCCGAGACCAGUCAGGCACAGGAAGAGGUGGAGGGACCGUUGGAUCUGCUUUCUGUGAGUGGGCCGGAGCAGCUGGAGGCUUUGGGUCUGGAGCGGCUGAAGAAAGAGCUGAUGGAACGAGGGAUGAAGUGUGGAGGGACACUGCAGGAACGGGCUGCGCGUCUGUUCUCCGUCAAAGGACUUAGUCCAGAUCAGAUUGACCCUGCGCUCUUGGCCACCAAGGGCAAGAAGAAAUAACCUGCGUUUCUUAAGCCAGUGUUUUUGACCUGUUUUGCUUUGCUUGUGUUUGGUAUGUCUGUAGUUAUUUUUAAAGUUAUCGUUUAUAAAAAUCUAACACCUAA